Molecule: messenger RNA, 3356 nt
Organism: Planococcus citri (citrus mealybug)
Lineage: Eukaryota; Metazoa; Arthropoda; Insecta; Hemiptera; Pseudococcidae
Product: transient receptor potential channel pyrexia-like
Exons: 2
Coding region: 377-3001 (874 amino acids)
Biological process (GO): transmembrane transport; monoatomic ion transport
Cellular component (GO): membrane
Molecular function (GO): protein binding; monoatomic ion channel activity
Source: RefSeq, a predicted model, not a curated record
UUUUAAUUCGGUAACCUUAGAAUAGAAUAAACUAUGGAUCAUGUGUGUGAAAAAAUUGAAGCGAAUUGAGUAGCCUACUCCGCAAUUAGUUCGAUACUAAUGCUCGUUUCAAUCGCUUUAAGUCAAUAAUGCGUGUAAAAUUAUUAUUUAUUCGUUUGUAUGUAUUUAACGCGCGUAAGAAUGAUCGUUGAUUAAAGUACAACACUAUACCUAUUCUUUUUUUCAUAUAUUCAACGAUAACCUCGCAUUGAAUUGACAAAUUAGUCUAAAACGGAGACUGUAUUCGGAUUCGGAAAUGUUUCGUUAGAUUUUUUCGUAGUAUAUCUAUUCAACUUCGAUAUCUAGUUACCUACCUAUCUCCGCAGGUAUUCGUGACAUGUAUUCGGGUUCGAAAGCAAAUUUAAAAUCGUAUUUUUCAUCGCGAAUGCGCAAUAUUCAUAAAACAGUGGAGCAUUUGAAACCGAGAAAACAUGGACUACGCGAAGAAUGGCAAAUGGAAUCAAUAUGGAAAGAAAACCAAGAUGAGGAAAAUAUGAAAAACGAAUGGACCGUUUCAGUUUUCAAGGACAAUCUUCGGGUACAACUUUUGCAGCCUAUGCAGUCCAAAAUGGAAACGAAUUCGAAAAGUUUCAAGAAUUUUGCGCGUAAAGAUGUAAAUUACGUGUUUUUAUGGGCUGCAUUUCGAGGCCAACUCAACCUGAUGCAAUUAUGCGCCGAAAAAGGAGCCGAUGUAAGUUUUAUUUAUGGGAAUACUAAUUUUAACGCGUUGCAUUUGUCAGCCAUAGCCGGCUCGGUAGAAUGCUGUCAAUGGUUGUUGGAGAAAGGAUGUCCGAUUAUACAAACCUCCGAUCAGAUGACACCGAUACAUUACGCUACUUUAGGCAAUUCUAAAGACGUUGUCGAGUUUCUGAUUAAUUACGGAUGCGGUAUACCUUCGACAGCUAUCAAUUCGGCCGUCUAUGCCAAUGCUAUACAAUGUGUCAAAUUUCUGCUAGCUUUAGAGGCCGACGUCAACAUUUAUCACGAAGGUAUGACCCCUCUACAUGUAGCCACUGAUUUACGAUACAUCGAAUGCAUGGAAGAACUGCUCGAUGAUUCUCGUAUCGAUCCGAAUGCAAAAACAGAUCUGACCGGAUACACUGCGCUGCAUUUGGCUGCUGAAAACGGAUACGCUGACUGUAUAGAAUUACUGCUUAAGAAAAAUGCCAAAAUAAACGAGCUGAAUAAAAAACUGCAAACACCUUUGCAUUUGGCGUGUAAAAUGGAAUGUUUGGAUUGUGUGGAAGUUUUGCUCAAAAAUCGUGCUUCAGUAAAUGAAAAAGAUUUGGAUCAUAAGACACCAUUACACGCUGCGGUAGCUAAAUCGCCGUAUUCGUUAGCCAAGAUUAAAUUAUUGGUUCAAUGGAAAGCGAAUGUGAAUGUUUCAGACAGAUACGGUUACACGCCAUUGCAUUUAGCAGCCAUAAACGAAGCAGAAGAAUGUGUAACUUUCCUCAUCCUAAACGGUGCCAAUGUUGCAGCUGAAACCAAAAGUGGUACUUCCGCUUUGAAUAUGAUCAAUCGUAAAACGCCGAAAAGUGUUCCCGCCAUAUGGAAAAGGCUCACCAAGUCAUUAGCCUAUAAUACAGAGAAAAGCUUGAAAUUCAGUUUCCGAGAAUUAAUCACGAAUUCCAACAUCGGAGAAAUAGGUUUCCUGUAUGUUCUGCAGAAAGAAAAUCAUAAAGAUAUUUUAAAACAUCCUUUAUGCAAAGCUUUCCUAUAUUUGAAGUGGGAAAAAAUUAAACUGAUAUACUUUAUUCGCGUAUUUUUUGUUGUAUUGACCGCUUGCAUUUUGAGUUACUUGAUACUAAACGAUGUAAUCGAAAAAGAGUGUGACCGGUCCCAGAAAAAUAACUCAAAUGUGCCUGAAAAUUCUUCCUCUCGUCAUUGUAAUUGUACUGAACAAAUAGAUGUUAAGCAGUCAAAACCAAAUAAUAAUGAGGAUAUGAAAUACUUUUUGAACUGCAUGUGGUACAUAGCGUUAGUAUUAGUAUUUUCCAAUGUUUUACGUAGUUUAUUGUGUAAGGAUGCAUAUCCAUCGAUCAAAAGAUAUUUGUUAAAUAAUCUAAAUUUAUUUGAAUUUGCUAUGGUUAUAAUUUUAUCAAUAUUGUUCGUGUUGGAAAAUUUCAUUUAUAUGGAAUGGACGUGUCCUGUUCGUAAAUUAAUAGGCACAGGACUUAUAUUAUUAACUUGGACUUAUUUAACUCUCGUUAUAGGGCAACUUCCAUUUUUUGGAACUUAUAUAACCAUGUUUAGUAAGGUAUUGAAAGAGUUAUUGAAACUUUUGACGGUAUAUUUUUGUUUGUUGAUAGGAUUCACGGUUACAUUUAGUGCGAUUCUUCGCGAAGAACCUAAUAAGUUUGAUGAUGAGUUUUUAGGAUUUGCGCAAACGUUGACUAUGAUGACAGGAGAGUUGAAUGGAAAUGACCUGUUAAAGAAACAUGUGGAAGGAAUUGGCAAUCGAAGUAAUAUACAUGUUUACGUGGCAGCUGUAGCGUUAAUUUUUUUCAUCGUUGUUGUAAAUAUGGCAUUAAUGAAUUUACUAAUUGGUAUCGCAGUCAGCGACGUCGAAGGUUUGCAAAAGACUGCGGAUUUAUCUAAACUUGUGCAUCAAACGAAGCUGAUAUAUUAUUUGGAAUUCGCAUUAUUCCGAGGAUAUCUUUCUAAAAAAAUAACAAAAAUGUUCAAAAAUUGUUUUUUUGUGUCACCUAAUUUUUACAGAGUUGUGAUGUACGUGAGACCUUUGAAUCCUCUGGAGAAAAGACUACCUCAGGAUAUAAUGAAAGAGGCGUUGCAAUUAGCCUUAGAUAAAAAUAAACCUGAAGAAGAGGAUGCUAAUGACGAGGUCGCUAGUAGAUUGGAAGAAAUAGAAAAUAAAAUGACCGAAAUGUUUAAUAUGUUGUCAAAUUUAUCUAAUGUUGUAACUAAGAAAACAUGUACUGAUGACAAUGUGCAGGGAUAGGUUUUUAAUUUUAAUUUUCCAAGUUGGCGGAUACCAGAAUCUAUUUUGUCAUGAGUGAAAUCAUCGAUUUCCAGGUUAACAAAGUAAAUAGGAAUUUAAAAAUAUAAAAUUUAUAUAUUUAUCUGCAUUAUAAUAUACCUAUAAACAUUCAGAAAUUACAUGAAAUGUCUUGAAAGAAUUUGAAUAAAUUGGUAUGCUAAUAAUAUCUGAGUUAUGAUUUCAUUGUACCUAUUUAGUUUAGGUAAAUAUUUGUAUCUAGGCACCAAUUGAAAACGUAUUUUCUCUUUUGACGUUAAUUAUCAGAAAACAGAAAAAUUGAUUCACUGGAUGACAAUAAAAAAAAUAAUAAUAAUAU